This is a messenger RNA of Hippopotamus amphibius kiboko, 1650 nucleotides long. It is a transcript of the gene ILDR1, whose product is annotated as immunoglobulin like domain containing receptor 1. Gene Ontology annotation, molecular function: high-density lipoprotein particle receptor activity. The transcript is spliced from 8 exons. Gene Ontology annotation, cellular component: plasma membrane. Bases 1 to 1650 code for a protein of 549 amino acids. The record is from RefSeq and is a predicted model, not a curated record. Lineage: Eukaryota; Metazoa; Chordata; Mammalia; Artiodactyla; Hippopotamidae.
AUGGGCCCCGAGCUGCCCGCACCUUGGCUGCUGCUGGUCACCUGGCUCCCGGCAGGGUGUGUGUCCUUGCUGGUGACGGUCCAGCACACGGAGCGCUACGUCACCCUGUUUGCCUCCGUCGUCCUCAAAUGUGACUACACCACCUCUGCCCAGCUCCAGGAUGUGGUGGUGACGUGGCGCUUCAAGUCCUUCUGCAAGGACCCCAUCUUUGAUUACUACUCUGCGUCGUACCAGGCGGCUUUAUCCCUGGGCCAGGACCCAUCCAACGACUGCAAUGACAGCCAGCGGGAGGUUCGCAUCGUGGCCCAGCGGCGGGGGCAGAACGAGCCCGUGCUGGGCGUGGAUUACCGGCAGCGCAAGAUCACCAUCCAGAACCGAGCGGACCUUGUGAUUCAUGAAGUGAUGUGGUGGGACCAUGGAGUGUAUUAUUGCACCAUUGAGGCUCCAGGGGACACGUCAGGAGACCCCGAUAAGGAAGUGAAGCUCAUGGUCCUGCACUGGCUGACGGUGAUUUUCAUCAUCCUGGGUGCCCUCCUCCUGCUCCUGCUGAUCGGAGUGUGCUGGUGCCAGUGCUGUCCUCAGUGCUGCUGUUGCUACCUCCGCUGCCCUUGCUGUCCCACCCGCUGCUGCUGCCCCGAAGAAGCCCUGGCCCGCCACCGCUACAUGAAGCAGGCUCAGGCCCUAGGCCCUCAGAUGAUGGAAAAACCCCUGUACUGGGGGGCGGACAGGAGCUCCCAGUUUUCAUCUUAUCCAAUGAACCCACUGCUGCAGCGAGAUUUGUCCCUGCGAUCCAGCCUCCCAGAGAUGCCAGUGACCCAGACCACCGCUCACCCUCCUAUCACCAGUGGUGUCCUAGAGUAUUUGGAGAAGGAGCUGCGAAACCUCAACCCAGCCCAGCCUCUGCCGGCUAACCUCCGAGCCAGACCUGGCCAUCCCCACAGCAUGCUGUCCUCCCUGGGCUCUGAGGUCGUGGAACGCAGAAUCAUCCACCUGCCCCCGCUGGUCACAGACCUGCCAUCUUCGCGGAGGACCAGCCACUCCUCCCGCCAGCAGUGGCUCCCCCCGCCUCCUCCGCCCGGACCCUGGGAUCCGAGGGAGGGGAGAAGGCAGCACCGCUACUCUGAUUUCCACCAGGAGCUCCAGGACUGGGAGCCUCAGCGCUGGGCGCUGGAACAAAGGGAGCUGGACCGACUGCGGAGCGGAAGGCACCGCAGCUCCAGGCAGCGCGGGUCGCCCAGGCCCUGGUCGGACAGGGACGGGGACAGCCUCAGCGACGGCCCCUCGCCCAGCGAGGCCCGCCGGGGGCCCAACCGCCCCCCCCUCCGGAGCCGUCCCCCAGAGAGAGCCCGCAGGCCCAGCCCCCGGGGCAGCGCCCGGGGGCACCAGAGGCGCAGGCACCGCAGCUACUCCCCUCCCCUGCCCUCCGGCCUCAGUGCCUGGAGCUCCGAGGACGAGGAGAAGGAGAGGCGGCGCCGGAACUGGGGGGCCCGCCGCCGCCGCCGCUCGUGCUCCCCAAACUGGCCUGAGGAGAAGCCACCCAGCUACAGCUCGCUGGAUGUCACCCCAGGCAAGAAUGGCAGGAAAAAAGGGAGUGUGGAGAGGCGCUCGGAGAGAGAGAGCUCCCAUAGUGGAAAGAGUGUGGUCAUUUAG